AUGGCGUUCAAUGCAUGUGACAUGCAACACAUUACCAUGCUCUUUCUUUUCCCCUGCAUUCUCCCCCCCAGAUUCCAUCCCACCGCGCCGGUCGCUAGUUUAAAUCUGUCCCGGAGCCCACUCUCACGGUACUUCACCAUGGAUCCACUAAGUGUCAUCGCCGUUACUGGCGCUAUUGCACACCUCAUUGAACUCGCAUCUCAAACAAUCCAGAGAAUUGAAGAAUUCGACGACGACCUUCAUUCUGAUGACUCAUCUCUCUCUUUGCGGGAUCUCCAAGCCUCACUAAGUGCGCUGAAAGUAACACUGUCAAAAAUCUACAAAUGGCUUGAAGCGCCUAGCACUCCGGGGGGCGUCAAAACUACGCGUCGACUGGUCAUCGAUAUAGAUCUCUCGGUUCCGAAUUGCAAGAUGAUGUUAGAGAAUACUGUUGCACAUCUUACCGAGAUGCGGGAGAAGGAUGGGAGGUUCGACAUCGGGCCAAGGACGCCAGCAGUCUCAACUACAGACAUGACCAAGCUUGACGAUUUGAGAAAAACGUUUGAACAGCAGACUACAACCCUCGCUCUGCUACUGACCGCUUCUCUUUCCUACCUAUUCCAUAUUCCCCAUUCCCCAUUCCCCAUAUUCACCUCGCUCACCACAUCCAGCGACUCUCCCUCCUCACAAACACAAGGCCUACAAAUUCAUUCAUCCCGCCAAAUUUUGCUCCAGACGCAAUCCGACACUUCCCCGCUUUCCCUACACGCUCUUGAUGACACUGCUUCAUACCUCACUGGUUGCGUCACAAACAAUACAUCGACUACUUCGCUCAUCCCCCACAUUGAUACCGAAGCCAUCCGAUCUCGACUUUACACACGCUACAUGAGAGACCCAUUCAGGGUUCUCCUGCGGGGACGAUGCGGGAGUGAAAGAAGGGCAGAGGUGCCACGUGCGAAGUUUAUGUACGAUGAGAUUAUUUGCAGAAAGCCGAUUCCAUAUCGGCUGCACAUAGGGUGCGGGCUGGUGGUAGCGAGCAAGAGACUGCACAGUGCAACGCUUGAGGAAUACACCGGAUAUUAUUUUCCGCAUAUAUAUAUGAUGUCCCUCAUGGGUAGCUUUGACAAGGUGGGUAUCGUUUUCACGCGGCCUGAAGUCAGUGUUACCUCCACAGAUCCCAGAUAUCUACACCAUAUUCGUAAUCACCAAAUCACGUCACGUCACCAUAUCACAACAUCAAUAAGCAAAGCACACAAAACCUCUCUCAAGUUCCUCUAUGGUUCCAUUAAAGUGUCCAUUCAACAAGCCAGAGCAUCACGAACCCAGACAGAACAGAUAAAACGCAUACAAGCUCAAGCCGGCACAAAUAAGACAAAAUAG
Molecule: messenger RNA, 1359 nt
Organism: Lindgomyces ingoldianus
Lineage: Eukaryota; Fungi; Ascomycota; Dothideomycetes; Pleosporales; Lindgomycetaceae
Exons: 7
Coding region: 1-1359 (452 amino acids)
Source: RefSeq, a predicted model, not a curated record